Psammomys obesus (fat sand rat) is the source of this 714-nucleotide messenger RNA. It is a transcript of the gene Prss37, whose product is annotated as serine protease 37. The record is from RefSeq and is a predicted model, not a curated record. Gene Ontology annotation, biological process: proteolysis; positive regulation of acrosome reaction. Gene Ontology annotation, molecular function: serine-type endopeptidase activity. NCBI's taxonomy places the organism in Eukaryota, Metazoa, Chordata, Mammalia, Rodentia, Muridae. Gene Ontology annotation, cellular component: acrosomal vesicle. The coding region runs from base 1 to 714 and encodes 237 amino acids. The transcript is spliced from 5 exons.
AUGAAACUUAUUUUCUAUUUGGCCAUCCUAGCUGGAACAGCUUUAUUCACGCACUCAUAUGUGCAGAAAGAGGACCCUGCUCCUUACUUAGCAUACCUCAAGUCCAACUUCAACCCUUGUGUGGGUGUCCUCAUCAAGGCUAGCUGGGUGCUGGCCCCAUCCCACUGCUAUUUACCAAAUCUGAGGGUGAUGCUGGGAAAUUUCAAGAGCAGAAUCAGAGAUGGGACAGAGCAGAUAAUUUAUCCCAUCCAGAUUAUCCGCUACUGGAACUACAGCCACACAGCCCCACAGGAUGACCUCAUGCUUAUUAAACUAGCUAAGCCUGCCACCUUCAACCACAAAGUCCAGGUUCUUCCCAUAGCCACCACCAAUGUCCGGCCAGGCACUGUCUGUACACUUUCAGGUUUGGACUGGAGUCAAGAAAACAAUGGCAGACAUCCUGACUUAAGGCAGAAUCUGGAGGCUCCGGUGAUGGCUGACAGAGACUGCCAGAAAACUCAACAAGGAAGCAGCCACAGAAACUCCUUAUGUGUCAAAUUUGUAAAAGUAUUCAGCCGUAUUUUUGGGGAAGUGGCCGUAGCUACUGUCAUUUGUAAGGGCAAGCUCCAGGGAAUUGAAGUUGGACACUUCAUGGGAGGAGACGUUGGCAUCUACACCAAUAUCUACACAUACAUACCAUGGAUUGAAAAAACCAUUAAGGACAAGGUGAAGUGA